AUGACAGCCUCCCGCCUGGACUUUGGGGAGGUGGAAACUUUCCUGGACAGGCACCCAGAGUUGUUUGAAGAUUACUUGAUGCGGAAGGGGAAGCAGGAGAUGGUGGAGAAGUGGCUGCAGAGACACAGUCAGAGUCAGGGGGCUUUAGGCCCAAGGCCCACACUGGCUGGCACAAGCGGCGUGGCUCACGGCGGUGGCAGAGGUAGCAGCAGCGUUGGUGAUGGCACCGGACCAAAUGGCUCUGCUAGCAGCCAGCACACUCCGGGUGGUGGGGACUCAGGUGGGGUUCCCCUGAGUCCCAGCUGGGCCAGUGGCAGCCGCAGCGAUGGGAGCCUGCAGCGGAGAGCUUCUAAGAAAGAGCUAAGGAAGAGUUUUGCCCGCUCCAAGGCCAUCCACGUGAACAGGACCUACGAUGAACAAGUGACCUCCCGGGCCCAGGAGCCCCUGAGCAGUGUGCGGCGGAGGGCACUUCUCAGGAAGGCCAGCUCCCUGCCCCCCACCACUGCCCACAUUCUCAGUGCCCUGCUGGAAUCGCGGGUGAAUGUGCCUCAGUACCCCCCUACCGCCAUGGACUACAAGUGCCACCUCAAAAAGCAUAAUGAGCGUCAGUUCUUCCUGGAACUGGUCAAGGAUAUCUCCAAUGACCUUGACCUUACCAGUCUGAGCUACAAGAUCCUCAUCUUCGUCUGCCUCAUGGUGGACGCUGACCGCUGCUCUCUCUUCCUGGUGGAAGGGGCAGCUGCUGGCAAGAAGAGCUUGGUCUCCAAAUUCUUUGACGUGCAUGCAGGAACCCCACUGCUGCCCUGCAGCUGCACAGAAAACUCAAACGAGGUGCAGGUUCCCUGGGGCAAAGGCAUCAUUGGCUAUGUCGGGGAGCAUGGAGAGACGGUCAACAUUCCUGAUGCCUACCAGGAUCGAAGAUUCAAUGAUGAAAUUGACAAGCUAACUGGAUACAAGACAAAAUCAUUACUGUGCAUGCCUAUCCGAAGCAGUGAUGGUGAGAUUAUCGGUGUGGCCCAAGCGAUAAAUAAGAUUCCUGAAGGUGCUCCAUUUACUGAAGAUGAUGAAAAAGUUAUGCAGAUGUAUCUUCCAUUUUGCGGAAUUGCCAUAUCUAAUGCUCAGCUAUUUGCUGCCUCAAGGAAAGAAUAUGAAAGAAGCAGGGCUUUACUAGAGGUGGUUAAUGACCUCUUUGAAGAACAGACUGACCUGGAGAAAAUUGUCAAGAAAAUAAUGCAUCGGGCCCAAACACUGUUGAAAUGUGAACGCUGUUCUGUUUUACUCCUAGAGGACAUCGAAUCACCAGUGGUGAAGUUUACCAAAUCCUUUGAAUUGCUGUCCCCAAAGUGCAGUGCCGAUGCUGAGAACAGUUUCAAAGAAAGCAUGGAGAAAUCAUCAUACUCCGACUGGCUAAUAAAUAACAGUGUUGCUGAGCUGGUGGCUUCUACAGGCCUUCCAGUAAACAUCAGUGAUGCCUACCAGGAUCCCCGCUUUGAUGCCGAGGCUGAGCAGAUAUCUGGUUUUCACAUAAGAUCGGUUCUCUGCGUACCUAUUUGGAAUAGCAACCACCAAAUAAUUGGAGUGGCUCAAGUGUUAAAUAGACUUGAUGGGAAACCUUUCGAUGACGCAGAUCAACGACUUUUUGAGGCUUUUGUCAUCUUUUGUGGCCUUGGCAUCAACAAUACAAUUAUGUAUGAUCAAGUGAAGAAGUCGUGGGCCAAGCAAUCUGUGGCUCUUGAUGUGCUAUCUUAUCAUGCAACAUGUUCAAAAGCUGAAGUUGACAAGUUUAAGGCAGCCAACAUCCCUUUGGUGUCAGAACUUGCCAUCAACGACAUACACUUUGAUGACUUUUCUCUCGACGUUGACGCCAUGAUCACGGCUGCUCUUCGGAUGUUCAUGGAGCUGGGGAUGGUACAGAAAUUUAAAAUUGACUAUGAGACACUGUGUAGGUGGCUUCUGACAGUAAGGAAAAAUUAUCGGAUGGUUCUGUACCACAACUGGAGACAUGCCUUCAACGUGUGCCAGCUGAUGUUCGCGAUGUUAACUACCGCCGGGUUUCAAGAGAUUCUGACCGAGGUGGAAAUUUUAGCCGUGAUUGUGGGAUGCCUGUGUCAUGACCUCGACCACAGGGGAACCAACAAUGCCUUCCAAGCUAAGAGUGGCUCUGCCCUGGCCCAACUCUAUGGAACUUCUGCUACCUUAGAGCAUCACCAUUUCAACCACGCCGUGAUGAUCCUUCAAAGUGAGGGUCACAACAUCUUUGCUAAUUUGUCCUCCAAGGAAUACAGUGACCUUAUGCAGCUUUUGAAGCAGUCAAUACUGGCAACAGACCUCACGCUGUACUUUGAGAGGAGAACUGAAUUCUUCGAACUUGUCAGUAAAGGAGAAUAUGAUUGGAACAUCAAAAACCAUCGUGAUAUAUUUCGAUCAAUGUUAAUGACAGCCUGUGACCUUGGAGCCGUGACCAAACCGUGGGAGAUCUCCAGACAGGUGGCUGAACUUGUAACCAGCGAGUUCUUUGAACAAGGAGAUCGGGAGAGAGCAGAACUCAAACUCACUCCUUCAGCCAUUUUUGAUCGGAACCGGAAGGACGAGCUGCCUCGGUUGCAAUUGGAGUGGAUCGAUAGCAUCUGUACGCCUUUGUAUCAGGCUUUGGUGAAGGUCAAUGUGAAACUGAAGCCGAUGCUGGAUUCGGUGGCUGCCAACAGAAGUAAGUGGGAAGAGUUGCACCAGAAAAGGCUGCUCAUCUCUUCGGCUGCCUCUGCCCCCUCUGUCAAUCUCAUGGUGACAGGAGAUGACAGAGACUAACCCUCCAGGUCAGCCGCGGCUGUGAAAUGACUGCGUCCUCAGGAGCCAGCUUCGGUCCCACCACAGCACUCUUUUGUUCCUUUAAGCUCAAACAGACAUAAAGUCUCAGGGUUGUGCUGGGAAGCAUGCCUGGGCUUUCACCGUGCAGUGUGGUGUCAGCAGAAAGGACA
This is a messenger RNA of Eubalaena glacialis (North Atlantic right whale), 2975 nucleotides long. It is a transcript of the gene PDE11A, whose product is annotated as phosphodiesterase 11A. NCBI's taxonomy places the organism in Eukaryota, Metazoa, Chordata, Mammalia, Artiodactyla, Balaenidae. The record is from RefSeq and is a predicted model, not a curated record. Bases 1 to 2805 code for a protein of 934 amino acids. The transcript is spliced from 20 exons. Gene Ontology annotation, biological process: signal transduction. Gene Ontology annotation, molecular function: protein binding; 3',5'-cyclic-nucleotide phosphodiesterase activity.